AUGGCCUCGGGCACAACUAAGACAAUGAAGGAGGAAGCCACCUGCCCCAUCUGCCUGCAGCUGAUGACUGAGCCCAUAAGCAUAGACUGUGGACACUUCUUCUGCUGUUCUUGCAUAAUGCAAAAUAUUGAGAACGAGCAACAGCAGUCUCUGUCACAGGGAAUCUUUUGGUGUCCUGUAUGUAGGGCACAGUUUCAAAGGGAGAGCUUUCGGCCCAGUAAGCAGCUAGAAAGCAUCAUUGACACCAUUAAAAAGAUGGAGCAGGAACAUCUGUGUGAAGAACAUGGAGAGAAGCUCAGCCUGUUCUGUGAAGACGAUGGUCAGCUCAUCUGCUGGUUAUGUGAGCGGAAACCACAGCACAAAGGACACACCACGGUCCUUGCUGAAGAUGUCUGUCAAGGCUACAGGGAAAUAUUCCAGGAAACUUUGACAUCCCUAAGGGAUCAAGAAAUCAAAAAUAAAGAAUGGCAAGGCAACAUAAGUGAGAAAAUAGAAAAAGUUGAGUCUGAAUUUCUGCAUGAAAAAAAUCGCUUCAUGUAUAGAUUUGCCAUGUGUCACGUGAUACUAUACAUGGAGGAGAAAUCUUAUCUCAGGAGACUGGAGAAUAAAAAAGAGGAGGUUCUGAAGACACUGCAGGGCAUUGAAGCCCAGCUGGUGAAACAAAGCCAGGAACUGAACAAACACAUCCUGGAGCUGGAGAGGAAAUGUCAGGGCUCAGUCCAGGAGUUACUGCAGGAUGUGACAGACACUUUGGACAGGAUUUCUGCUAUGAAGUCAAAUGCACCAGAGGAUGUCUCAUGGGCUCUUCAUGCUAAGUCUGAACGUGACCGCAUUUUCUCUCAAUUUCUAAAAAUGUUUAAGACUGCUUAUGUUACAGUUACUGUAGAUCCAGAUACAGCUCACAAUAAUCUACUUGUGAACAAAGAUAAAGACAAUGUGACUCAUGGAUCAGCCCAAGUGAAGCAUGAGACUCCUGCUAGGUUUAAAGACUUACCCUGUGUCCUGGGAUGUGAGGCCUUCAAUUCAGGAAAACAAUUCUUUGUAAUAUAUACAGUAAGCGGACCUGAGUGGGAUGUUGGUGUUUGUAGGGAAAAUGUGCCAAGAGACAAUUGCAUGAGACGGAAUCCUGAGUCUGGAUUCUGGGCCAUCAGACAUUGUAAAGAUUAUGGCUAUGUAGCUCUUACAAAUCCCCUAACUCCUCUUCCUCUGAAGAAUGUUUUCAACAUAGGGGUUUUUGUGGACUAUGAGGCCGGACUUGUCUCCUUUAAUGACCUGAAUACUCGCUCCCACAUCUUCACUUUCCAAAAGGCCUCUUUCUCUGAACCUAUCAGGCCUUAUUUCCGUAUUGGUGAAGAUUCUGCUCUGUACUCACAGCCAGCGAAAAAAAAAUGA
Messenger RNA from Sorex araneus (European shrew), 1392 nucleotides. RefSeq names its product E3 ubiquitin-protein ligase TRIM38-like. Gene Ontology annotation, molecular function: protein binding; zinc ion binding. The transcript has 6 exons. The record is from RefSeq and is a predicted model, not a curated record. Bases 1 to 1392 code for a protein of 463 amino acids. Lineage: Eukaryota; Metazoa; Chordata; Mammalia; Eulipotyphla; Soricidae.